AUGUAUGGUGAUGCAUUUUCUAUUUUAUCAGAAAAAAGUGGUAAACUAAAAAGAAUUGAGUAUGAAAAUAGAGUGAAAGAAGUUCUUGACAUAUUUGAAAGUGCAAGUUCGUCUGAAUCGGAUUCAGAACCGGAGCAACAUGAAAAAUGUUCCAGUUUUGAAUCUACUAUUGAAGCUAUGAGUGCUCAGGACUUUAAACAGCAUUUCCGAUUAAAACGAGAAACGAUAGAAGUCAUUAUAACACGGUUUUCACAGUCUGAGUACUUUCCAAAUCAAUUUGGUGGUGGAAGACAACGCGUGACAGCUGGCAAAUCUUUUUGGUGUUGCAAUAUCAGUGACUUGGGGUACAGUCCGGCAUGUAACAGGUUUCUUGAUAUCAAUAAGCGAUGAAUGUAUUAUGUGGCCAAGAGGAUCAAUUGACGCCGAUGUUAUGAAGAAGUUCGAAGAAAAGCAUGGAAUACCAGGCAUAAUAGGAGCAAUAGAUUGCACGCAUAUUCCAAUUAAAAGACCAACAUGUCAUGGUGAAGAUUUUUUUAAUCGCAAACAAUACUAUUCCAUUGUUUGCAGGCUGUUGUAGAUACAGACAAAAAAUGUUUAAAUAUUAGUUGUGGUGAACCUGGAUCCUUGCACGACUUUAGAGUUUUGAGAAGAUCUGAUAUAUACCGACGUACACAGGUAAAUCAGAGUAAACUAUUUCCAAACUCAUCAUUUAUUAUUAGAGAUACUGCUUAUCCGUGUUUAAACUGGCUUUUGCCCCCAUUCAAAGACUAUGGAAACUUAGAUGAAAACCAAAAAAAAUUUAACGAAAAGCAUUCCUCUACACGAAUGGUAGUAGAAAAUGCUUUUGGUCUGCUAAAAAGUCGCUUUCGCAGACUAUCAAAGUUUACAGAACAAAGUAAUUUGGCUGCAAUCACGAACAUCGUAGCCAGUGUAUGUGUUCUGCACAAUAUUUGUAUAAGUAAGGAUGAUUUUUGCGAAAACAAUGACGAACACAAUAGUGUGGAAGAAACGGCAGAUCAACCAGAAUUUUUUGAUACUUUAAAGUUGGAUGACUCAAUUGAUUUAAGACA
Teleopsis dalmanni is the source of this 1070-nucleotide messenger RNA. RefSeq lists its product as uncharacterized. The record is from RefSeq and is a predicted model, not a curated record. The transcript is spliced from 4 exons. NCBI's taxonomy places the organism in Eukaryota, Metazoa, Arthropoda, Insecta, Diptera, Diopsidae. The coding region runs from base 1 to 390 and encodes 129 amino acids.